Molecule: messenger RNA, 7869 nt
Organism: Ceratitis capitata (Mediterranean fruit fly)
Lineage: Eukaryota; Metazoa; Arthropoda; Insecta; Diptera; Tephritidae
Exons: 14
Coding region: 930-7244 (2104 amino acids)
Source: RefSeq, a predicted model, not a curated record
AAUCGAGCGCCGCCGGUUGAACGUGUGUUGCGUCCGUCUAGUUCAGCUGGCCAAGUGUCUGAACUACUAUACAGAGUAAUUAGUGAUCGCGCGUGGAGCUGGAGUGUGUGUUGGGCUCUCUAAUGAGCAAUUAGUUAACAUUAGUUAAUACAAGUAAUUUUUUAUAAAAUAUUAAAAAUAAUUGUGUGUUUCAUGUAUGAAAGCGCUCCAAAAAUAAAUUCAUUUAAAUUUACGUAAUUAAUAAAUUUAGUGUAAUUUAGUGCAGUAAAUGUGUUGGGCAAUUUAAUUAAAAAAUUUAAAAAUUUAAAAUAUAAAUGCAAUUGCAUGUCCAUCGAACAACAACUACUAAUAUUUAAAACGAUAUGGCGGCAUUUAAUGAAAUUUCUUGAUUCAAGUUAAGUUCAGUGUGAACGCCUUUUGCCGGCUGCAGAAAAGCUCUCCAGAGAGGCAGAAAGGCCAAGAAAAGCGCAAUAAAAUCGAAUUCGUAUGCGUUGAGUCUUGGGAUUUACAGACUUUUAACCCAGAACUACGGAAUUUAACAUGCCAUAAGGGAUAUAAUAAAUUGACCAACAACAAGUGAUUCUCAGCGGCUAAAGCGACGAAAACUUCAAUUGGCGUCACAUCCAGCAGUAGAUUGAACAGAUGGAUGGUUGGUUGGCGGGGGAACGUGUAGAUCGUAAAACAAAAACAAAAAAAAAAAACAGGAGACAACUGCAAAUUUAGAGGAAAACGAAAGCUAACAACGAAAGAAGAAAAAGCUAAUAAAAACAAACUAAGCAAACGUUCAGCGCGUGCUAAUGAUCUUCUAAAAAUACACAGAGUAGGCAUAAGCACCGCAUACAAAUUAAUAAACGAGCAGACGCCAUCCCAAGCGAGCGCUUAAAGUGUACAAUCAAAAACGAGCCGACAAGCGCAUUGCGCCUCAAAGUAUGUUUAAUUUGCUGCGUCGCUCCACAAAGAAGAAGAAGAAAUCGCAUCAGGAAAAGAGUCCCAAGGCAGCGCGCUAUUCAGCGGGAGUAGCGCUAGAAGAGCGUGCCAGUGCCGGUGUAGUAGAUCGAGUCAAUAAAACAGCACCCAUUGAGCGCUAUCGUUCGUACAAUGAAUGGCAACGCGAACGUGAGCGCGAGCAUGAGCGGGAACGCCAACGAGAUGAGCGGCGCAUAGGGCUGCCGAAGCACGUAGGCGCUGAAAAGCGAUAUAGAUGCGCGGAAACAGAAGAAUUUGAUGACUUAAAAGAUUUAGAGGAAGAUGAAUACGAUUACUGUGAUGUUGACGAUGAUAGGGCGUGCAGAGAUGAGAGCGAAUUGGCCAUUACGGCACGCAAACCACUAUUUGCGGGUAGUGGAGAGGUGGCAACGUCGAAAGAACAUUGUGUCUAUUUUCGCAGCGAUCACAAUGAUGGCGAACGCGAUCGCGAGGCGAGAAAGAAAUUAAAUUUAGCAAUAACAACAGCUGCAAACAACUCGAAAUUAAGCGAUGCGACAACAAUCGCAACGGCGAUAAAUGGGGAGACAGCAUUCUCUACAACGGGCUGCGGGGUUGUGGCAACCACAGGCUGUGUGGCGGCAUCGUCGUCUACGUCUCCCGACGAAGCGGCCACCACUUUGCGUACCAAUGAUUUCACACUGGCCGAAUUAGAUGUGGACAAAAUAAAUAAAUUUUCAACAAAUCUAAGCAAAUUAGAUGUGCGCCGCGUUGGUGAACACGAACGCGACGAGGCCGAUCGGAUCAAGCGAUCAUUCCGUCUAGGCGACGUCGCUGCGGGCAGCCGUGAAUGUGAGUCGUUGAAUCGCCACGGCAGUUCGAACGAAGAAGCUGUGUGGCAGAGGCGCAUUUUACCACUUGUCAAUAGUAAAAAAUAUAAUAAAAACGAACGGGAUCGAAAUCGAGCAAUAAUCGAUACAGAUCAACGCGAAUUUGCACAAAACCCACUGCUGAGUAGUAGUACAAACGCGAGUUACGCUUGUGCGGAGAAUGUCGAAAGGGCCGUCAACGCGACAGCGAGUAAUGAAAAUAGAAUUAGUCACGGUAACGGUAAUGGGCAGGAAAGUGAGGUAUUUCAUGCUGACGGGCAAAUUGCAAUAGCCACUGAUACAGCGUAUUCUGCGGCAAUUAACGAAGUGAAGUAUCGAAAUUUAGAUAAAACAAAAUCAAAAACGCCGAAAGUGCAAAAAAGUAACGAAGCGAAACGACAAUCGAGAUUAUCGCUGGCAUUGGGACUGAAUUUAAAGGGCGCGCGUAGUAAAAGUAUCACCGACGUCUCCACUGCCAAUACAGAUUCCAGCAGUUUUACUGGCUAUUAUAGUGGUUCGAGUAGCUGCUCCGGUCGCGGUCAACGGCAACGCUCGCAACUCGGCAAAGCAUUUCGAUAUUCAUUCUUGCGCGGACGUUCAAAGAGUACUGACACUGAUACGCCCUGUGACGAGGACGACACCGCGGCUGGUUUGGAGUGUACAAAAGCUGAAAAAACUGUUGGUAGCACUGGUAGCAGGGCUUUGAAAAAGAGUAAAGAAUUUCUCAGUGAUUUAUUCAUGGCUCGCGGACGUAAUCAUAACCGCAAUCGCAAUAGCCAAACACCAACGCAAACGCAAACGCAAACUAUAACCCAAACCGAGCAACUACACACUACACAACAACAGCAGCAACAAAAAUUGGCACAACUUCAGCUGAAAAAGCAACAACAAUCGACGGCGAAGGACGAGCGUACGUUCCCACCUGUCAGCGGGCCAACAAACGUCAACAAUUACACUCAUACCAAUCAUAAUCAUCAGCAACAGCAACGACAGCAACAACAAAACAAUCAUAACAAUAAUACCCGUCCAACGAAUCCAGUCGAAGUAAUGCAAAAUGGUCAAAAUAAUACGACUACUACACACCUUGAAGUGAUCUCCGACCCCUUGAGCUCUUCUGCAAAUAGUUAUCAAAUAGCGAAGUCUAAUAAUAGCGCGAAGAAUGUCAGCCGAACAUUUGCGGACGAGGAGCGCCAUCGGCGUAGUAAUUCAGCGGGAGAACAGCAGAUGAGCGUGAGAGUAGGUUUACGUGCUCGCUCAGCAGACCCACAAUGGAAUUUAAGCGGGAGCGAAACUGGAAGCCAAAGUGAGCGUAACGGAAUCGAUGAGGAGUCAGAUUGUCGAUCGCUGAAUGUGCACUGCAACAGCGAUUGUGCCGUUAUUCGCGAGACAAGAGUCGAGUGGAACGGUGCGCUGAACACGGCAGGCACGGAUAACAACAACGCUGAGCAGCCGGUUGAUCGUGAGAAUAGUGAAAUUAAUGCGACUAAGCAAGCCGGAAAGCCAAGUACUAACGGUGAAGAAUACACACUAAAAAACGGCCAAGGGGUGGGGAUAAACGAGAAAGACGAUAAGGUCAGUGUGCGUGAUAGUAGCGGUGAAGUUGGCGGCUACGGUGCGAUUAAAACCAAUCAAUGCAACGACGAAGUGACGACAUGUAGCGACACAGGUGAGACACCGCAAAGUGCGUUCCCCUUAACAACACCCAUACCAACAACAACAAUAACAGCUGUAAACUUAUUAACAAAUAACGCGCGCGCGUCACCUGAUACGUUUGACUUACCACCGUCGCUGUGCCCAAACGUCGUCGCACCAAUGGGACAAACUAGUGCCAAAGUGAGUGAGACCGCGUAUGAUUCUCGUACAAGUUCGCCGCGUCCACCAAGUGAAUCCAUAUCCGGAAAUACAAAUGCCAGCAAUGGCGCUAAUCAGUGUGAUGGAGGUGAAUCGCGAGUGCCCAUUUUACCUAAAAUAACUGUAGUAGACUGCAGCGGCAGUCUUAGUGGUGUAGAAGGUGUCAGAGCUGGUAGUCCAGUGGAACAGGAAGUAUUUUAUGAUUUUGAAAAUGACCUACCGACAUCGAAACGAGAAUGCGUUGGUCUCCGAAUUAGUGCUGUGGAUGAAGAUGUCGAACAAACUGACGAUGGCAUCGAUGAUGAUGAAGUUUUCCACGAACAGGAAAUACCUGCCACUAUUUACCAACCCAAAUGGCCUUUGCGCUAUAACCACACCAAACUAGAAAAUGUGCCAGAGCAGGAGGAAAACGAUGAGGAGAUAGGAAUUGAUAAGCAUACGAUGGACACGGAUGUAAACAGUGCCACAGACUCUGAUUACGAUGCUGCGGAUCGGCGCCGACAAAGAUCUACAUCCGAGAUCGAUGAUAGUGCUGAUAACCUUGACAUUGAAUAUGAGGACAGCAAACAUUUCGAUAGCCCUGAGCGCGCUGCACUCAAGAGUGCCAAUACGAGUGACUCGAACUUGAGCACGAGCUACCCCGACUCGGGCAUAAGCGGUGUCAACUCUCACUGCUCGUCAACAUCGUCGUAUAGUCGCCGACAUUCGAGCAGUGACAAUGAAACGCGUACUACACGUUCUUCAAAGAGCGGUUCACCGACAAUGCAACAUCAUUACAAUAAUAACAACAUUAAUCGUCAACACACACAGUCUAUAUCCCAACAACAUUUGCCCUUCGUGCGCGAUGGCAAUUCCACCGACUGCGAUGAGACGCUAUUGCAGUAUGAUGAUCUCGAUUGUUUGGUAGAAUCAGUGGAUCCGAAUGAACGUUUAGUCUGCAUCGAGAGUAUAAGUUUGCCGGAUGUCGUGGUCGAGUCAACGACCGGAGCAUCGGGUGCAAGUAGUUCCGCUUCCUCCGCAACAUUGUGUGACAAAGCAAAUGGCUUAGGACCGAUCGACAGCGAGCAGAUUAUCAACAUAAACGGUGCGACGGGUAAUAGCAUUGGCAGUGUGCAUUUCAUACCAAUUCAUGUGGAAGGCAGUGACCAAACGACGCCGAAGAGACGUAGUCUUGACGACAGUGUGCUCGGCAGCGGUGGUGGCAUUAACAAAACCUUCGCGCACAUGAACGGAUUGCAUCAGAAGUCGACGGUCGAGAUAACAGAGGAUAGUAGUGAAUUGACGAAUGGCGUAGUCAAUGGGCACAACAACAACAAAGAGCACGAAGUGAUUGUGGAAAAAUUGAGACGCGAAUUAAUAGAACAAAAAUCACGUUACAACACACAAAUUGGGGAUGCGCAGAAAAAUGUGCAAAACUUGCAAAACAAAGUCAGCGAGAUGCAGGCGAAAAUCGAGAAACUGGAGCAGGAAAUGUCGGCGAAAGCGUGGAACGUAGAGCGGUUGCAAGGAGAGUUGAGAGCGGCACAAAAGGACGAUGACUUUGUGAGAAAGCGACUGAAGUUGAUUGAAGAUGAAAAGACAACACUGCGGCAUAAAUACAGUGAAAAUGAGGAUGAAUUUAGAAAAAAAUAUGAGGAACUCGAAUUGCAAUACAGUGAGCUGGAAGCAAAGUACACUGAAACCAAAGCUCUGGCGAGCAAUCUUCAAACACAACUGGCAACUGCGCAAACUGAGGCUGAAGAGUGGCGGAAAGAGGUAGAGAAAAUACGCGGCGAAUUGGAAGCACAAAUCGCAAUAUUGAAAAAUGCCUUGGAGAACUCGGAAGCGGAGCGGAAGAUCUGUCAAGAUAAAUGGCAAAAAGAAUUUGAAAUGCUUAGAACACGAAAUCAAGAUCGAGAGGAGAACCUGAUGGCCGAUUGUGAAUGGCAACUUCGUCAAAUACGUUUGCAAGCCAAGGAUAAACAAGAUAAGCUUCAGCACGAGCGCCAAAUUGCACUAGAAAGAACUGAGCAGCUACACAACGAGCUCGAAGAGCGAUGUCAGGAAGUUAAAGGCCUAAAGGUAUAUCAAGCUGAGGUUAAAUCAUUGCGUGGCGUUGUGGCCGAGCAAGAGUUGGCGAUAAAAACACUUAUGCAACAAAUUGAUACAAUACAAAGCGAACUUCAAACGGCCAAUACGAAUCUGGAGGAGCAGAUGAAGGCCGUAAAGAAGAUCAAGAAUCAGUGUGAUAACGCGCUCCGUGAUAAGGAACGAGAAGUAGUUCAUCGUAUCAGCGAGAUGCGCAAUCAAGCUGCCGUCUUCUGGGAGGACAAACUUUAUACAGAGAUGACAAGACUGAAAACCGAACUCGAAUCCGUCUAUGUGGACGAGCGUCGAGAGGCUCUCGAUAAGCUGCAAGCCGAGCAUAUUGAAGAGCUACGCGCUCUGACGUCGCGCUACACCGCCAACGAGGAUGAGCUCAAAACUGAGCUCAGUGAGCUGCAGGAGCGUUUCGAGCGUAAAACCGAAGAGUUCAGUGACAUGCGGGACAAAUCUGAUAACAGUUUACUGCAAAUGCGUAUGCAUUUGGAUCGUGCCGAUCGGGAAUACCAAAACGCGAUGUGUCGCGAGGAGGAGCGAAGGGAGACGCUGGAAGCAAAUUUGCGCAAGGAGUUCCAAGCUGAGAGAGAGGAGAUGGAAGAGAAGUUCCGCGAUCGCUUAAGUCAGGUGAAGGAGGAGUUUGCCAGAGAGCUGCAAAAUGCAACUCAAGAAAUGCGGCAACAUCAUCAAAAAGAAUUGGAACAACAAAAAGCCAAACUUCAAGCAGAGAAGGAGGAGGCGCUACAAGAGCUUGCCGAACGACAUCGUAAGAAACUCACCGCAGCCGAAGAGCAAAUCAAAGAAAUUGAACUUCGGCAUAAACACGAUCUGAAGGAUCUGAAGGCGGCGUAUGACACAGAGAAGUCGGCCAUGGAUAAGCGAGACAUCAGCAAUACGAACGAAAUCGAGCAGCUUCAUAGGAAAUGCCGUUGCUUGACAAAUCUUUUUGAAGAGAUGCGUAUGCGUUAUGAACGCCGGGAUCCACGACCCGAGGACUUGCGUGAAAUCGAUGAGCUUCGCACACGCUGUGAAUCACAGGAACGCGAUCUUUUCGAAUUAACUGAUCGUUUGCGCGAGAUGCAAAUACAAAUGCAAUCAAUGCAAGACUCCAGCGGUGAUGCAGCCAAGAAGGUUGCAAAAGCUGUGAAAAAACCACCACCGAAAACGAUACCAACAAAUUGUGAUGUCAUCUAUGAGGAUGAAAACGAAGAACGUGAGUCACCACCCCCACAAGCACCGCCGAACCCAAAUGCAACCCACCCAAAUAACGCAAAUGAUGCUGAUGAGGAUGAAGAGGACGAUGAAGAAGAUGAUGAAGAUGAGGAAGAACAAGCUGAUAAUGAUGAUGCGGAGUGUGAAGAGAAAACGUCCAAAAAACAGGAAGUUACGAAUAAACAAUCGAAAAUCGUGAAUGGCAAUGACAAAACCGCCAAUCUUAUAAUUGCGAAUAAGGAGCUCAAGCAGAAGAAUGUCAACACAAUAAACGAGGAUGAUGAGAGUCAUAUGAUUUCAGCGGUGUAAGCGUAUUGCCUGUGAAAGCGCUUUUUUUGUCGAAAGCUUUUUGCAAAUCACUCCACUGCAAAGCUUUUUGUAAUGCGAACGCGGAAAGCUAGUGGAGAGAGCCUCGAAAGUUGGGCUUACAAUUCUACGCCGCUGAUUUAGUGAAUGCCACACAAGAUCGCGCAUAUUUGUGUGUGUUUAUCCUAACACUUCCUCAAUUGGACACACACACACCCACACGCACAAACACGUUUUUCUCAAAUUGUUUGUUUGUUUUGUUACUAAAUUGAUUUUGUUUGAAUUAUUAGACUCUCCAAAUAUUGGAUUAAUGGAAUUGUUACAUAGCUAUUUAAUACCCGUUAUGUUGUAAAACACACACACACAUAUACACUUAUAUAUGUACAUUUAGAAAACUAUCCACAGCCCACAUGCAUAGACACCAACUAAGUAUGUAUGUAUGUAUACAGCUUAGUAUAAAGUUUUUAUUUGAAAAUAUUAUAAAUUUCGGUCCUUUCAGAAAUAGCCCUUUUUGAAAACAAAUUUUUAAUAAAUUUAAUAACUGCGAAAUUGUACUAUUUAAACGAUGUAGUUAUAAAAAAAAGCGAAAUACUAAAAAUUAUAUACUAAAAUUAAGUGUAAAAAAAUU